Messenger RNA from Apis cerana (Asiatic honeybee), 6299 nucleotides. RefSeq lists its product as uncharacterized. Gene Ontology annotation, biological process: protein phosphorylation. Lineage: Eukaryota; Metazoa; Arthropoda; Insecta; Hymenoptera; Apidae. Gene Ontology annotation, molecular function: ATP binding; protein serine/threonine kinase activity. The record is from RefSeq and is a predicted model, not a curated record.
UUUUCUGGGGAUCGCGAUUUACACGUCUGGCACGUGGUUCCUCGUAUAAAACACAAAAAUGGCGGCGGUCACCACGAAGAAACACGAGUUAAACUCUCUAAACUCGGUUAAAUCCCGUCCAUUCCGACUAUCUUACGACUUUUUCUUGAAAAUUUAAAAAACAUAUCUCCUUCCGGACAAUCAUUAUCCACGAAGACGAUGUCCACGUCGAGGCGUCAGCGGCCAAGCCGGCUCGGCGCCAAAAUCAGCUCACCAGUCGCGCUUUCCGGUCGGUGUUUUAUAAAUACUGCAGACAGUCGAAGUGUGCAGCGAACACGGGAGUCGUUGUAAAAUCACGAAAGAUCUCGGCAGACACGGUUUUACAGCUGCAUGGACGAGUCGAAUUCGAUUUGUGGAGAAAUAAAUAUAUUCGUGCCGUCUAGAUUGUGAUUUUUUGUGAUAAAGUGUUUGUGAAGUUGACUGUGGGGAAGUGUAUACAUGAUUAAGUGGUGUUAGUGACAUUUUCGUGGAUUAAUUGUAGCCCGGGUUGGCUGAGCGAAUUCUUGGAACCAAGUGCCAAAAGUGUACGAAUUAACACUAGCGUGUGCACGGAAGUUGGGAAAGAAACAUUUUGUAAAGCGUAUUCGUUUGAAGAAAGCGAUAAGUUUCGAUUGUGUUUCGGGAAAGUGCGAUAAGAAUCGAAGAAGUGAUUGUUUAAGCGACAAUUGUGAUUUUCUGAAGAAGGAUUGAUCAUUGUUCCGUGAAAUUUUCUUAGAUACAAAAUGAUUCAAAAUUGAAUCGACAACGCGAGGGCGUGGAAAACAAAAGCGAGGAUCCUUCAUCGCGAGAUGACAGAAUGCGAGAUUCGUGAUCUCUUCGUCGAUCAUUGCGGACAGUUAAACGAGAAUUUUGGCUUCAAUUCGAGCCUGUGGCGAGCGAUCGACGACCGUCCGUCAGAAUGAGCUUAAUGAAGAAGGCCAUCGGCGGCUCCAUUCACAGGAUACGAGAGUUCGAGCUCGAGAAGGUGAAUUUGAUCGACGAGUUCGAUAUCCUGCAAAUCGUAGGCGAGGGAUGGUUCGGCAAAAUCCUGCUGACCGAGCACCGAAGCACCCAGACCGAGAUGGUGCUGAAGGCUCUGCCGAAGGCGUACACCGGCAUCUCGGACUUCUUUCGCGAGUUCCAUUACGGGCUACACCUGGCCGCGCACAGGAACAUCAUAACCACCUACGACGUGGCCUUCGAGACUGCUGGCUUCUACGUUUUCAGUCAGGAAUACGCACCACUCGGAGACUUAACGUCCAACGUGACAGAGACGGGGUUAGGCGAGCUUCACGCGAAGAGGGUUGUAAGGCAAUUGGCGGCUGCUGUGCAUCAUAUUCACAGUCGAGAAUUGGUGCACCGUGACAUCAAGCUCGACAAUAUUCUCGUGUUCAGAAGUGACUUCUCGCGGAUCAAGUUAUGCGAUUUUGGAGAAACAAGACGAGUGAACACUGUGGUGCGACGACACAACGAGUGGCUGCCAUAUUCGCCGCCCGAGGUAUUGCAGAUCGACACUGACGAAACGUACAAAGCUCUCACGUCGCACGACGUCUGGCAAUUCGGCAUUGUCCUAUUUGUCUGUCUGACCGGAUGUUUGCCAUGGCAGAAGGCGGCGUUGGACGAUCCGCGUUACACCAGAUAUCAAAACUGGCACAACGCGACGCUCAACAUAGCCAAGAAACCGAAAUUAUUUCAGCUGAUCAGCUCACGGGCGCAGAGAAUGUUCAAGCGAUUGCUGGAUCCUAAGGCCGAGAAGCGACCCGUGAGCGUCUUGGAGGUAAAUAAAUACUUGGAGGACAGGUGGCUAGCGAAACUCGGUGCCGAGAAGGCGAUGAACGGUGGCGCCGACGAAAGGGACGAGCUAUGUCCCUCGAUGUACAGUUUCCACAGCUCUCUCGAGGAGAAGAACCAACUGCUUCACACCCUGACCACGUACGGGAUCGAAACAACGGUGGACAGAGCCAAGAAGAAGGAUCGGAUCAGGGAAUGGAUUCAAGCGAGCGCUAUAGUCGAAGAGUACGAGGAAGACGAGUCGGACCUAAACGAGGAUAUUCGUGUCGUCUACGAGGACGAGGACGAAGAGCCUAGCUCGAUGAAAGGGAGACAUUUCCCCGAAACUCGUCCAGUUGUCAGGAACGAGACGAGGAGGCACAAAAAUCGAACACACGGCUCGUCGGCCAGGAAAAGACAGCCCAUCAAAAGACAGCCUACCGAACGAAAGAUCCCAUUCGCCCCUCAAGUAGCCGAGGAACGAGAAACCAUAGCCAGAUUCGCCAGUUUCCCCAACGGCGACCCCAAUUUGGCACUUCUCAAGAAUGGAACGAGUAACGAUACGACCUCUCCCCUGUCUCUAAAAGCCGAGGCCAAUGUGGAAGAUCGGAAAGCAUCGAUGAACGGUCAAAUGAUCAAUAAUUGCCCAAUAAUGACGAGCCUGAACGUUCAAGACGAAUCCAUUCUAACCAACAGCGGAGGGAAUGGUUUCAAACCUAAUUCUCAAGAAACGAAACCCACACUCUCCCCCCAACUGGAGUUCCAGGAUCAUCGAGCCGCCAUCGAUAACGCAAGUUUGUCGAAAAAUCCACAGCUCCCGAAUAGAAAGCAUCGAUCGCAAACCGCCCCGUUUCCGGCCUCACCGGAACUGCUGAACGGAAGCGGAGGAUCGGAGUCCUCCGCCAGGAGAAGCCAGUCGGCCGUGGUGCUGGCCAAUUCCACGCAACAGCCAGACAGGUCGAAAAUGGGGAUCGGCCGACCUGUGGAGAGGUCAGUGAUGCCGGUAACGAACGGGCAAUCGUCGGUGGCUCGAGGCGAGAGCGCGGCCCCGAGAGCUGAACAUCGAUCCGCGACGCAAUCGAUGUCUCGAGUAGAAAACGCACCGGUGGCGAUGCUGCCUCGAGUGGAGAAUCAAUCGAACGUGGCCAGAAACGAGAAAUCCGGGCCGACCGGACCCAUUGCGAUGAAUCCGCUCGCGUUGCCGGCCGCCUCUCACCUCGUCAUGCAGAGCUUCAACGCGAUGCAAGGUAUCAACAAUCAGGUCGUGGCUGGGGAUAAUAACAACAAUCCUGGCGUGAAUUCGCCUAGGAAUAGCUCUUGCUCCACACCUAGCAAGGUACUCACGCCUAAGAACAGCCCGACCACCACCCCUGCGAGGACGUGUACGCCACCCAAGCACAAGGGGAGUCUCAGGGUCGAGGAGAGCGUCGUUUACUACGGCAAGGACCCGUUCGAGCAUUAUGGGAUCGCGCAAGGGGCGAUUCUGAGGGACAGAAUCGCUCGACGAGGCUCGAUGGAGAGCGAGAACAGAUCUGUUAGUAAUUGAGGAUCGAUGUUUGAUUUCGGUUUCGCGUGACACUGGAGGUUGGAGGAUGGGGAGGUUGUCGAAGGCUGGCGCGGAUUGCGGAUGGGACGUGACACUGUACAUCGUGUCCUGGUUUGGCCACGGUAUACGCGUCGUGUUUCUGGCUACGUAGCCAGACGAGUAUUUGGAGGAGGAGAAAUUUGGUCACGUUGGGGAAUAGGUGAUUGAUAUUAUACGUAUUGACGAGGUUUGAUACCAUGUAUUUGGGGGAUCGAACGUGAUCGCUUUAUGGUUUAUUUUGAAUUCGGGGAGGGGGGUGUUGGAGAUAUUUUUCCAAGAUGUUGUUUUUCAUAUGAAACGAUAUUUUUUUUGAAAUUGAAUACCAACGAUGGAAUGGAAUAUUUGAAAAUGAUCGCUAGAGAUGUAGCGUAGAGUUUAGUACUAAUUUAACAAAGCAAAGUUAUCUGGCAGUAGAACCAGCUUUAUUUGGAAUCGAUUCGCGUAACCGUCGUGUAAAAAUCGUAUGAAUUCGAUUAUUUCGAGGAGAAGAAUAAAAUAUUCGUUCAAGGUAUCUAUCGAGGAUGAAAGAAAGUUGUUGUUAAGUAAAGUACGACGAACGAACAUGAUACAUUCUAUUCGCAAUAAAUAUCACGAACAGUAUUAAAACGGUCCAAAGAGAAAAGAAAAGAAACGAAUAAAAUAUCGCUGUUACAGGCGAUAUAAUACAAUAAAGAAGGUACAUCGCUCAAUUCGAUCGAUCGUAUUAUGCCUACCCAACUAUGUGUCAAACGAUACGACAUAUAACAGUGCAUCGUCAAAUGUGUCCCGUUUGUUGGAAACGUGCCAUUACAGAGAUUCUUUUGUUCCUUCGUUGUCGAUUCUUACAUUGAACGGCCAAUGUAUCGUACACGCUUGUGUCGAAUAAUUAAUGAAUUAUUGUUUCGUUUAUCGUUUUCUUUUCGUUGCAACAGGACACGCCCAACACCAUCGAACACGGACAUAAAGGUAAACGAUAAUGCGAUGUGAUCAUUAUAUUUUGAAACCGAUGUGUCGUGUAUUUCAGGAACUAUUUACAUAUUUGUGAUCGUCGAUCAGCCAGCAAGAGUGGAGGCGGACAAAUUUUGGCACCUCACGUCCGGAAAACAAGACGUCUUGCUCUUGACUGUGGAAUACUUUUGAUUAUUUAGGGUUUUCGAUCGUGAAUGAUACGAGUCGGCCCAUCGAGACCAAACUGGUGGGUGUAAAUAUGGGAGAAAAUAUGGAACGGAUUCUCAAAAUUUAUGUGUUCAGAGGAUACAGGAAAAAUGAGAAAAGUGAUUAAUUCCUCGAUGAAUUAAAACUAUAUGCAAAAAUUCUGCUUUUGUAAUCAGAUAUUAUGCAAUCAUAUUCGAUUGCUCAUAUCACUGUUAAUAUAUAUUUAUCAAUUAUUAUUUAUUUUAAUCGAGUAAAUAUACAUGUUUCGAUAAAUUUCGUCGUAAUUCUCAAAUAGACUGAACUGAAUAUAAACGAGAAUGUUACUCUAUACAUAAUCUAAUCUAAAAUAAGUUAUCUUUCUCUCGUUUAAAUAUUUUCUCGUGAUUAUGAUUUGUGCAUUAUGAUUUUAGAAAUGAAAUGAAGAUACGAUAGAAAAACAACACGUAUAAACAUUAUUAAAAAAAUCGAAAAAAGUCGAAAAUUUUAAACUGUUUAAAAAAAAACACAAAGAUACAUUACGAUAAAAUCUGUUUAUAUCUUCCAGAUCCAUAAAUUUUCAAAAUUAAAAUAUUUACAUGUCUCUAUAUGACACCCACUAAAUUUCAUCUCGAUAGACCGACCAGGAAAAGUAUCUCGCCAUUGAAGAAAAAUAUCCGGAAUUCUGUUAAAUUCUGCUAAAUUCUGUGUCGCUCGCUAUUCCACUCUAUUCCAAGACGAUGUUAAGAUUCUAAUUGAUUCUAAUUGAAAUGUAAAUAUUACAUUGCACACCGUGACAUGUUUCUCCGUUCACCACGGAGUGGUCGAAGGUGUGGCAAACGGAAUGUGACGUGAUUUCGAUUAAUUGUGAUAAUAGAAGACCCGUAAGAUGACUUUCAAAUCGUUUAUCUAUCCAAUUGGAACCGUUCCAAUAAAUUGUUGCGCGCGAAGGAUGUAUAAUUUUGUUAGUUAUGAAUGGUGUUACAUAUAUUUAAUAAUGUAUUAUUGUAAAUAAGUGUUCCACGAAUAAACGAGGAUAAAACACGGAUGAUAAAAAUCGAUGAUCUAAUUUAAAUGCGUUUUAUUAUUGCAUUCUUAUUAAUUAGUGUGAAUUUAUCUUAUCGCUAUUGCUCUUCUUCCAUUGGAAAUCUUUAAUACAAAUUUUUUCCAAAAAAUAAAAAAAGGAAAAAUACAAGAGUGUAAAGAGUAAAAGAUAAAGAGAGUGCAUAGAAAUUCCGAGAAAUGAUAACAGAUGGCAGCCAAGGUUACGAAGCAACGAGGGUGAGAAAGUGUGACUCAAAUUGUUUUCUUGGCAAUUAUUAAACAAAGAUAUCUUAAUAAAUCGUUUCGAUGUAUUUUGAGAUUCAUUGGAAAUAAUAUGCGACGGCCAUUUAUAGAUGUUUAUUCGACAAAUAUUUAUCAUCGAGAUAUAAUGGACAAAAAUGAAAUGAAACGAACGAUUCUAAUAACAAUUUAUCUGUGUAACUUUAAAAUAUAAGUAGAUUUUCUUGAUAAAUGUAUGUAAGAUCCGUAAUUUAUAUUGACACGAAUUAUUUUUCUUCCAUUUAUCGAAUUCUUUGAUUCGAUCUCGUGAGAAAUUCAAAAUGUUUUUUUUUUCAUUUAAAUUUCUUUCCAUGAUAUUAAAUUACUUUUUUUUAAUAUAAAUAAACCGAAUCUUACAUACGUAAUAACAAAAAGAAUAUCAUAUUAUAAGUUAAACGAAUCCUAUCUAAUAAUAAAAGAUUUUGCAAAAUUAAAUUUAAUUACGAUAUGUAUACGAAAUAGCAAAUAAAUAUAAUAAAUACAAUUUACAAAA